AAAAAUCUGCAGGAUGGAGAACAGAAGAAACUAGACAGCUGCUACUAUAUAUAGCGGUUGAAUGUUUUGAUGGAAGCAUAGUUCAAAUCAACUCAGCUUUUGGAAACAAGCAUAAAACAAUCAUCAAAAAUGAAAUUCUUCAUCGUUGUGCUGGCUUUGUUCGCCGUGGCUGCCGCAAGGCCUCAGGAGGACAAGUACACCACCAAGUACGACAGCAUCGAUAUUGAUGAGAUCCUGAAGUCGGACCGUUUGUUCAAGAACUACUUCAACUGCCUGAUGGACACUGGAGCUUGCACUCCGGAAGGUAACGAACUGAAGCGCGUCCUGCCCGAUUCCCUGGAGAACAACUGCUCCAAGUGUAGCGAGAAGCAGCAAACAUCUAGCACCAAGAUCAUCAAAUUCCUGACCGAGAACAAGCCAGAGGAAUGGACCAUGCUGAAGGCCAAGUACGACCCCGAUAACAAGUACGUCCAGAAAUAUGUGGCUGAUGCCGACAAGGAUGGAAUCAAAUUGUAAAUUAGUUGAUCUAGUCCGUUUCCGUUCUAAACCGUUGAAAUAAACUCCUUAUAAACUCUGAA
Molecule: messenger RNA, 578 nt
Organism: Aedes aegypti (yellow fever mosquito)
Lineage: Eukaryota; Metazoa; Arthropoda; Insecta; Diptera; Culicidae
Product: ejaculatory bulb-specific protein 3
Exons: 2
Coding region: 130-516 (128 amino acids)
Source: RefSeq, a predicted model, not a curated record